CCCAAGUUGAAAAACGGCAAGGGCACGGCUGGCGGCGACUGGGCGAUGGCGUCUUCCAUGUGCAUCGAGUGCGAGGACACCGAGGCCAGUCUUUCGUGCGUAGAAUGCGCUGACUUGUACUGCGAUCUGUGCUUCCAAGCACAGCACCGGUCGGGGAGUCGAAUGCGACACACGAAAACGAUGCUUGAAACAUCUCCUGCUGCGGCGGCGCUGAGUCCACCCAUCGAACUGCCGAUCGUCGACGUAGCGCCGAUUCAAGUGGAUGAAACCAUGGAAGACUUGUCGAUGGACGAAGCUACCCUCGCCCGGGAGACGCAGUUGAUCCUCCGCCGAGCCAAGGUCAUGCCGAUGCGACUAAGCGACAGCGAACGAGUGCUUUUCAACCUCCUCGACGCUGGACUCAACGUGUCCGAGUACACGGACAAAGUUGACAUUCUGUCGUAUCGAUCUCCCGUCAAGCGCAUCUUGACCGAGCUCACGGACUUGUUCAACAUCAUGUCAGGAAUGCUGGUAGCGAGCGACUUUCGCAACGGGAAGAAACGUAUUGCCGGACAGAAGUACCAUGGCAACGCUGAUUUUUUCAAGUCCGUGUUCGAGAUUGGCCGCCGAUACAAAAUCAUGAACCCAGAACGCAUGCGCAACAACUAUGGCAAGAUGAUCUACCUCCUGCAAGACGCGAGCAUGCAGGAGAUUGAAGAUCACUUUGAGUUUAGCUGCAUCGAGCCAACACACACUGUCCACUCGUUCUUGGAGGAUAGAGACGGCCUCGACCUGCUCCAGGACGCCGACGUCCCCGUGGCGACGAGGUCGCUGGCCGAUUCGUGCGGUGCCAGCCAGCGUGCGACCAAGACUGCCGCGAUCGAAGCUAUUGUGUCUCGCCAUGCGACCGACAAACUGACUGCCGACGACAUUCGCCGCGUGCUCAGCUCGAUCGAUGACAACAAUAGCUACCUCGCGCUCAAUUGCACUCCCAUCUCGCGCAUGCAAGCGUACUUGGAGCAGUACUUUCAAGCAUCUGCACCAUUCAGCCUCGAGAUCCGCGCCGGCAAGAACGGCGCCCGGUUGAGCCAUUCGCACAAAACGCAAUAUGCGUACGCGAUGCAGUCGCUCGCGCUAUGGAAAAACAUCACGCUCGAGAUGUUUCCGCUCUGGUUUGCAGUUGAAGAAGACUUAAUUCAUGGUGGCGGCUACCGCCUCCGGGACACCGGCCAAGGACUCAACCGCAUGCAGCGCGCCCCGCACACGUCCCAGCUCAUCCAUGCCAUCCUCGCGCAUACUCAGAAGACGUCCCCCAUGGGCUGGGUCGGGUCGUCUGCCAUUCACUUGGGCGACCACAACGUCCCAAACGCGCUCAUGUUUAUCGAUAAGUACACCCAAGUGUCGCGGAUCUUGAGCCCCAUCGUCCAGACGUGCGAGUUUGUGAGCCGCAUGCAGCACGACGCGUACAUUCAGGGUCUUGGUGGCGCCGAGUUUGUCCGGCAGUCGAUUCUGGCCGACUUUUUCAAGCACGCGUUCGACGGAAGCGGCGCCGACAACUUUUUCGACGCCGGCUCGUGCAUCGAUGGACGCCUCACAAGUGCGUGGAACUGGUGCUCCAAAAUCGAGAAGAAGCCGUUUUACCACGUGUUCCUCAUGGCCGGGUUCGUCGGGUUUGACGGAAGUUUUGAAAAGUAAGCGGGCUCAACGUGCUCGGCACGCGCACCCGCAUGGACGAUGCGAUGGGUAGGAGAAAGAUGCAGGCCGUGAGGACGUCAGGCAAGAGCGCUCAUCGUGUUAAGCACCCCUAUAAAUAGAAACAGUUGUGGACAAAGCCACGAUAAUCUGGAG
This is a messenger RNA of Aphanomyces invadans, 1827 nucleotides long. RefSeq lists its product as hypothetical. The record is from RefSeq and is a predicted model, not a curated record. Gene Ontology annotation, molecular function: zinc ion binding. NCBI's taxonomy places the organism in Eukaryota, Oomycota, Saprolegniomycetes, Saprolegniales, Verrucalvaceae. The coding region runs from base 46 to 1674 and encodes 542 amino acids. The transcript is spliced from 4 exons.